Molecule: messenger RNA, 8841 nt
Organism: Chlorella variabilis
Lineage: Eukaryota; Viridiplantae; Chlorophyta; Trebouxiophyceae; Chlorellales; Chlorellaceae
Exons: 43
Coding region: 1-8841 (2946 amino acids)
Biological process (GO): cellular response to mechanical stimulus; detection of mechanical stimulus; regulation of membrane potential
Cellular component (GO): membrane
Molecular function (GO): mechanosensitive monoatomic ion channel activity; monoatomic cation channel activity
Source: RefSeq, a predicted model, not a curated record
AUGCUAGUGUUUGAGAUGCCUCUGUGCGGCGCUGUGUUGCAGUCUGUGAUGCAGCAGCCACCCACCCCUCAGCGGGCGACCCACCAGCCGCCGGCGCCGCCGUCUGGCGGCGGCGGCACCGGCCUGCUGGCUGCGCUGACCCUGCUGCUCGUGGCGUACACCAACUUCUCCCUGGCAGGCCUCCUGCUCCUGCUCGCCUUCCUGGCAUGGGGCGCCAUGGCUGCCACGGCGGAGCAGCAGACGGCCAAGAGGCUGUGGGCGGCCGUGUCAGGCCUGUCUGCUAUGGGCCUGCUGCUCCAGCUGGGCGUCCAGGCUGCCUUCCUGCUGGGUGCGCCGGGCCUGGGCGCCACCGCCCCCUUCCUCAAAGUGCUGGGGUUCCCGCACGCUGAAAGCCUGGCGGGCGUGCUGCUGGCGGUGGUGCCGAUGAUGCUGGUGCUGCUGGCAUCAGCGGCCCAGGUGCAGGCCGCGCGCGACAGCGGGCAGCAGCAGCGGCAGCGGCAGAGCGAGGGCACCGAGCUGCAGCCGCUCACCAGGCAGCAGCUGUGGCAGCGCGGUCUGCCGCGGGCCUUCCACGCGCCCAGCUACAGCCUGUCGGGCGCGGCUGUAGGCGCCGCCCUGCUGGCCGCCGCCAUCGCGCAACCGUCGGUGCUGGCGGCGCCAUACAUGCUGGCUGCCACGGCCGCCGUGUGGCGCUGGUCUGGCACCUCCAGCAGCCGGGGCGUGGGCGGCGGGCGCGGCAGGGCGCGGCGCAGGGCCCUGCUGCAAACCUACACGGCCGCCUACCUUGUGGCCCUGUACGCGUGGCAGGCGGUCCUGCACGGCUGGGCCCUGCUGCAGCCGCUGGCCGAGGUGCUGGGCCUCUUCACUCUGACCGCCGACGAAGACCAGGGCUGGCAGCAGCUGCUGCCCGCGGCAGUGCAGCUGGCGUCCCUGCUGCUGCUCUACCUCGCCCUGGGUGCAGCUCACGGCGGCGGCGCGCCGCGCGAGGCUGGCCCGGCGCCCGUUGACGCCUGGGAUGGCAGCCCGGCGGGAGAGCGCUCCCCGCUGCUGCAGGCCAGCCCUCGGCCGCCGCACGCGGUGGCACGCGCCGUCCAGGCAUCCAGCUGGCCUCAGCUGCUGUACCUGCUGCUGCUGGAGGCAGUGGAGCUUGUGUGCAGCCGGCCGGCCGCAGUGGCGGCAACACUGGCGUGCACCGCGCUGCUGCAGCCGUCGCUGCUGGGCGGCUGCAUGCUGCUGAUAGGACUGUCGGCGCUGCUGGCGCGCUGGGCUGCCUCCGCCUUGCAGCACGCCAGGCGGCCCCUGGCUGCCUUGCUGCUGGCCUGGCAGCUGGCCUGCUACGGCGCCACCGUUGCGGCACGGGUGAUGCAGCUGCCGCCAGUGGCAGAAGCCGUCGGCAUCCAUGCCUUUGGGGCGGCCGCCUGGCUGCCGCUGCUCAUCAUGCUGGUGGCGGCUGCGGCCACGGCCGGCCCUGCCACAGCCCCACGCGGCAGAGGCAGCCCGCUGAGCAGCAGCAACCUGCUGCUGCUGCAGCUGCAGGAGCAGCACCGGCAGCAAGUGCCGCCGCGCCUGCAGUCGCUGUUUGUGCGUAUGGGCAGCCUGCGCCCCGCCCGCAACAGCCCGGCAGUCAGCAGCACGGCAGGCCCCAGUGAACCCAUCUCACCCACGGCAGGCGCCGGCGGCGCUGCCGCGCUGCCUCCCGCCGCGCCCGACAGCCUGGGCGCCGCGGCUCCCUGGCUAGUGGCCUGGAACCUGCUGCUGCGGCUGCUCCACUACUGCGGCUUCCUGGCGGUGCCAGCCCUGCUGUUUGUGGUGGGCGCGGCGCAGUACGUUGUGCUGCACGGCCUGUACCUGGCUGGCCUACUGGCAUGGCUGGCAGGGAGGACGCUGCACCUCAAGCCCAGCCUCUCCACGGCCAUUCUAGACGGUACCGGCCACUGUCUGCUGCGCACCUACUCCAGCCUCCAUCUGGCAGCGGUGUAUGCAGCAUGCGUGGGCGGCCUGCCCGGCUUCUGCGCCAUCCUGCAGCCUGAAGGCCUGCAGCCUCUGCUGUCAGCCAUCGGCCUGUGGCAUCCCUCGGUGGCUGCCGGCAUGCUGCCAGUGCUGGCCUUGCUGCUGAUGGCCACCUUGCACGGCCACGUGGCGGCAGCCGUGCAUGGCACAGCCAGGGAGCAGUACUGCAGGCAAGGCCACACCGACGUGGAUGGCGUGUCCACCUGGCACCCCGCCGCCCUGGUGUACACCAGCCGCCUGGCAGUCGCCUACGGCCCUGCCUCCAUUGUUGCCCUGGGCUACUGCCUGCUGCUGCUGGAUUGCGACAUCGCCCUGCUGGGGCUGGGAUACCUGCUGCUGCUGGCGGCGCUGCUGCUCCACCAGCCGCCGCGCAGUCGCUGGCUCCCGCUCAUGCUGCUGGCAGCCUACGCGGCAUGCGACUUUGCGGCCCAAGCGCUGCUGCCGGCAGCGGCGGCGGCCGCCGCGGCAGGCUGGUUCGAGCUGCCGGAUGACAUCCUGGCGUUCCUGAGGGCGGUUGUGGGGCUGAGCGAGCAGGCCCAUGGCCUGCAGCUGGCGCUGCGCCUGCUGCGCCCGCUGCUGCUGCUGGCGGCCACCUCCACCUACCGCUGCUGCUACUGCCUGGGCACCCUGCACAAGCAGCUGCAGCACCAGGCCAUGCCGCAAGCUGUGCUGGCAGCCCACAGACUGCAUGCCCAGUUGGGAUGGAAGUCUCUGGGCAAGCGCCUGCUCAUCUUGCACGGCAGCAAGGCAGUGGGCUUGCUGGUCUUUGCUGCGGCAAUGCAGCACUCUGGGGCUGUGGGCUGGCUGCUCACAGCGGGGGUGGUGGCGCUGGCACCUCUGCUGGGCGCACCUCGCUCGGGCACCACCUGCCGGCAGCCGCUGCUGCGCGCUGGGCUGCAGAGCGCUGCGGCCGUGGCCGGGGCGUGGAUGGUUGCGCAGUAUGCGCUCUGUGUGCCCUGGCUGCAGGCCUUGUUGAUGCAGCUGUCUCCCAGCGCCCUGGACUGGGCUCAGUGGGCGGGGCUGCUGGUGCCGCCCGACCCCGGCCCCGACAGCGGCAGCGGCGCGGGGGAGUUGGAGCGCCUGCUGAGGGUCAAGUGCCUGCUGCUGGUGGCGGUCGCCCUCAAGACUCGGGCAUUCAGGUGGCAGAGCAAGCUGCCUCAGCAGCUGCGCUCCGCAGGCAGAUGCGGCUCCCCGUGCCCGCUCUUCUGGCCCACCUCGCCCACCUACCAGCCGCCGCCGCUCGAUGGCGCGCUGAGCCCGGGCACGCCAGGCCCCCACCAGCUGGGCGCCCUGUCCCUGCUGGGCUCCCUGCACAGGGCGGCCACCGCGGUCCUCAGCAGGGCGCAGCACACCACCCAGCAGGCGCUGCGCGCCAUAGAUUGGCCUGCCGGCCAGUCGAUAGCCGAGGAGGGUGCCGGUGAGGGCGCCGCCAUCCCAGAGCCAGCCACUCCCACGUCGCGCCUCGCCGCUGCGCCGGCGGCAGCGGAGCCGUCUGCCGCCGCGGCGCCCGCAUGCCGGGCCGCCGACAGCGACGCCUUUGUGGCUGCCGUGUACCGGCGGCGGCAGCAGUGGCGCCUGCUGCGCUUUGCUGCCCAGGACUGGGUGGAGCGGGCGUGGGAGGACUGGAGCCUGGACAUCUGCUGCCUCCUGCUGCUGCUGGCGGCAUUUGCGGCAGCCAACGCGCUGUCACUGGCCCACAUGGCCGCCAUCGCAGCCGGCAUGGCGCUUCCCAGCAGCAAGCAGCAGUGUGUGUGGCGGUGGCUGGUGGUCCCCAUGCUGGCCACCCUGCUGCUGUACCAGUAUGCGGUACUGAUGGGCCCGCCCCCCACCUGGCCUUGGGGCAUGCUGCUGGCGCUGUGGCUGGGCGGCGCCGCCAACCUGCCGCCCCUGGCCCCAGACGUCCAGGAGUGGCUGGGCCUGGGCGCCGUGGAUGCUGCCGCCCUGUGGCUGCUCUACCUCUCGUACGGCGCCUGCGUGCUUCACAUGCACUAUGCCAGCUGGGCACGGUGCGCACGCCAGCGCCAGCACCACCACCAGCAGGAAGCGGAGGGUGUCCUGGAGGAGGGGAGCCGGCAGUCGGACUCAGGCUCCCUCAGCCGGGCCAGCUCCUUUGAUGGCAUAGAGUCGGCGCAGCCGUCGCAGUCGGCCCCGCUGCUGCCCAGGGCCGACAGAUCGUCCGCGUCUGGCGGCCCCCGCCGGGAGGAGCAGCAGGAGCCGCCGCUGCCGUCGCCACGCCACACCACGCUGCAGGUCACCGUGUCCUCGCCGCCGGAGCCGGCAGGUGGCGCCCCCGCCAGCGACGCGCCGCUGCUGUGGCAGCCGCUGGCGCUGCCCGCCCAGAAGCAGUGGGCCUGGCACGACUGGGCCCGAUACAUGGUGUACAGGCACUACCUGGAUUUCCUGCUGGUGUGCGUGGUGGCGUUCCUCUUCUGGUGGCUGCCCCUGUUCAACUUCCUGGUGAUGGUGCUCACGCUCGUGUACCAGGCGCCGCUGCAGCUGCUGCUGCCACCGCGCCACCCAGACCCCGCCUUCAAGGCCUGCUCCUGGGCCCACAUCCUGGGCCUGUUCCGGCUGGACCCUGGGGAGAGCCUGCUGAGCCUGGGGUACCGCGGGGCCAUGGCAGACGUGCUGCUGUGGGCCUUCAUCCGCCUGCAGACCCACAUCUUUGCCAGCGGCACGUACGACAGGGUGAUUGCUGUGGUGCAGCAGGAGGAGCAGGAGGAGAAGCGAGAUCUGGAGGAGCAGGUGGCCGGCUGGAAGCAGAAGCAGGCGGCGGCCGCCGUGGAGGAGAGCCAGCAGCGCGCGGCGAGGCGGCAGCGGGUGGAGCGCCUCAAGGCGGCCGCCACCGGCAGCUUUGCGGCGGGUGUGGACACUGUGCAGCAGCUCUACGCCUUCCUGGUGCCGCAGCACCGCCAGCAGGCGCCACAGCCGGCCGAGGCGGGGCCAGCCCAGGCAGCGCCGCCGCCGCCGCCCUCGGUGCCGCACGCUGUCAGCAGCGCGGGGCUCACCGAGUACGAGCGAGAGAUGCUGGCAGCCAACAGCGUGGCAGGGGCGGAGCCGCAGCAGCCUGGCGCGCAGGCGUCCUCGGCGCCUGCCACCCCCGGAGCCGCCGGCGUCGCUGCGGCUGCCGCGGCCGCUGCGGCGGGGCAAGGGCGCCACGUCGGCGGCAGGCUGAGGGCCUGGGUGCGCCACAACCUUAGGCGCGCCGACCGCAACUCGUACGUCUGCUACAUCCUCUUCUGCAUCGCAUUCCUCUCCGACUGCUCCCUGCUCACCCUGGCCAUGCCGCUGUCAGCCUUUGCCUACGCCCUGGUCUCCAUCAAGCCCAGCGGCACCUACUGGCAGAUGAUACUGGUGUACUGCGAGGCCAUCAUUGUCACCCAGUACGCCUUCAUGGUACCGGAGCAGCUGCGCUGCGACUUCAUCUCGCCCAUCGUCCAGCACAACGCCGAUGUGCUGGGCAUCCACGGCGACCCGCUGCGAGCGCUGCCCAUCUUCCUCGUCUACCUGGCCACCCUAAAGCACCACUACAGGCAAGCUCCCGGCUGCGGACAUGCGGCAGCAGCGGCGGCGGCGGCCACCACCUCCCAGACAGACCUGGAGGCGGGACCGGUGGCAAACGGCGAUGCAGGGGCCCAGGGGGGCAGGGCGGCCAGGGCCGGCGUGCGCCAGGACAGCAGCAGGCAGUACCUGGGAGAGACGCUGGGCAGUACCGUGAGCAGCAGCCUGCAGCGAAUAGGCCUGGGGCUGCUGGAAGGGUCCACCACGGCCUGGGAGUUCCUGCUGCGCUGUUGCACGGUGUCAGAGCGGCCGCCCCACUUCCUGCUGGUGACCGUGGCGGUGCCGCCCUCGCCAGCACCAGCGGAUGCCGGCUUGCAGGCGCCAUCGCACGGCAGCAGGGAGGAGCAGCUGCGAGGGCAGCAGAUGCAGGAGCACCUGCAGCAGAUCCUGGAUGGCUGCCGCCGCACCGACAUUGCGGCCGCCAGGGAGCGCCAGGAGCGGCAGAGGCUGCUGAACUUUGGGUUUGGAGGCGGCGCUGGGGAGCAGGCAGAGCUGUCCUCGCGAGCUUCUAUUUAUGAGGCCCCGCUGACUUUUGAGGCACCGGCAACAGCCUCCGGCCAGCACGCCAGCCGAGGCAGCGCCGCAGCGACCGCGUUUCCGGGGCAGCAGCCUCUGAGGGUGGCUCAGUCCACCGGCGUCGUCGACAUGCUGGGCAGCAGGCAGGCGACCUACCCAGACCUCAGCACAGUGGGGCCGCUGCAGCUGUCCUUCAUCUCAUUUGUGGCGGCGCCUGGCGGCUCCGAGGCGCCAGCCCAGUUGACGUCAGCCACCAGCCAGGGCAGCAGCAUGGGCGAGGGCUCAGGGGGCAGCCCCGGCGCGGCCGGCGCCCCAGGCGGCGACGGCACCGCGACCGCGCUGUUUGAGGUGGUGGCCGUGAAAAGCACCCCCGACAACAGCAGCGGCUGGUGCAGCGUGGCGGGGUGGCCCCUCAGGAGCCUGAACCCCGCGCGCCACGCCGCCGCCACCCUGCUGCGCUACCAGCAGGCCACGCGCGGCCUGCCACUGGUGCCGCAGCAGCAGAGCCCCUCGGCGGCCGCCCAGCUGGAUCUGGACAUACUGGAUGCCGAGUAUCACAGCAGGCAGCCGCAGGACUGGUAUGCCGCCACCACGGCGCUGGACUUUGGCGCGUGGGUGUACGUGGUUCUGCAGUACAAUGCGGUGGUCACCUCCGCCCGCAGCCUGUCAGGCGAGCGAGGGGGCAGGGGGGUGGGCCGCCUGGCCUGGGAGGCCGGCCUGCGGGCGGCAUGCCCGGCGAGCAUGCGGGCCUGCGAGAUCACCAGCGAGCAUGUGGUGCCCCUGGACUACCUGCUCACCGUCAUGCUGCUCUUCAUGCUGCUGGUGGCGGAGCGCGUGUUUUACACAGUGGGCAGCCCGCUGGGCAAGGCGCUGCUGCACCUUGGGGAGAUGGUGAUGUACACAUGGUACUGCCUGGUCCUGUUCUGGAGCCCCCUCACCUCCUCAGGCGCGCGCACCCACCUGCGCAUCCUGCUGGCGCUCAAGUGCGCCUCCUUCGCACUGGGGGCGCUGCAGCUGAGGAGCGGCUACCCGCCGCGCGCCGACUCCAGCAACGGCAUGGGGCGGCACACCUUUUGGUUCAUGCGCCGCGUCACCACCGCCCGCGCCGUCGCCUUCAACGUCUUCCUGGCCCUGCCCUUUGUGUACGAGCUGCGCCAGCUGCUGGACUGGGCCCUCACACCCACCACGCUCACCUUGUUCGACUGGCUGAAGCUGGAGGAGAUCAACGUCAGCCUCUUCUUCGUCACAUGGAACCGCAAGCUGCGGGCAACCAAACGGCUGGGCGACCGUCAGCCGCGCUACGCCAAGUUCCUGCAGGGCACGCUUCUGUUUGCGGGCCUGCUGCUGCUGCUGUGGGUGCCGCUGCUGCUGUUCAGCAGCGGCGCCCCCACCUACACCGUCCCGGCAGUGACGGCAUUCAGCACCAAUGCCACGCUGUCCACCUCGGAUGCCGCCAGCCCGCCGGCCACCCGCGCCGGUGCCGUGCGGCGCUUCAGGCACCUGGCCGCCGCGACGGCUGCCGCGGCCGGCCUGGCAGCAGAGGCGGGUGUGGCGGCAGCCGCAUCGGCAGAGUUCCCGGCGUUUGACGGCGGGCGGCGGCGCCAGCGCCAGCAGUGGCUCCCCUACGACGCAGGCAUGCCCGAUGAGCUGGCCACCUACUCUGCGCAGCAGUUCCAGCUGCUCUGCACGUCAGCGGAUGCCGACCGCUACUGGGACAUCACCCCUCCAGCUCAGCAGGAGCUGCAGCAGGCGUUGGUGGCAGGCGGGGAGGGCGAGCCCGCAGGCGGUGGCGUCAGCCUCAGCCUGGGGUGGACCAUCCAGCGCAACCUGCCCCCGCCGUCCGAUCACGGCAAGCUGCCUGCUGGGGGCAGCCUGGUCAUCCCGCUGGCGCCCUCCUGCCAGCAGCAGCUGGCGGCGGUACUGAACGGUACUGCGGAGUCGGCGCAGCUGCUGCGGUCAGAUCCCAGCGGCGGCGGCGGCGGCAGCAGCCAGGCGGCCCUCUACCCGCUGGUGUGGAUGAUGCGCGGCGAUGUGUGCACCAGCCGCCCGCUGAGGCUGGGGGACGUGCCCGGCGGCGCCGCCGCUGGCGCCAGCUUCGACUGGGCCUCUCGCUGGGUGGCCUGCAAUGCCUCGCUGCUGCCGCCGCCGGAGCCAGCCCCGCCGGAGCCAGAGCCCCCAGAGCCGGCCCCCGAGCCCCCCAGCCCCGACACGCUGGGUGGGCCGCAUCUGAGCAGCAGCAGCAGCAGUGGCGCUGCUGCCUCCGCGCGACAGCGCCGCCGCCUGGCUGCGGUCGGCGACCGGGCCGGGGCGCUGGGCGACGGCGCCAGCCUGGCCAGCUGGUGGCACCUGGAGUGCUGGAUUGUCAAUGCCAGCGGGUCGCCCAUUCAGCCGGGGGAGGAGGUGCAGGAGGCUGAGUGUGGAGCCACGUUUGGCGGCCCCAGGCUGGUGGCGGUGCUGGAGCGGGUGCAGGGCGGCAUCAUUGGGCAGACCCUCAGCAAGUAUGGCAUCGCCGGCCUCUUCUCCAUCGUGGUCCUCUCCGUAGGCCGCUUUUUGCGGCUAAGCCUGAGCAACAUGCGGGCAAAGAUACCUUUUGAGGACCUGCCCAACACCCGCAGGCUGGUGGGCCUGUGCCAGGACAUUUACAUAGCGCGUGCCGAGGGCGAGCUGGCGCUGGAGGAGCAGCUGUACUGGAGCCUGGUCAACAUCUAUCGCUUGCCUUCGGUCCUGUUCGAGCUGACCAAGAAGCCUCAGUAG